Messenger RNA from Populus trichocarpa (black cottonwood), 2591 nucleotides. RefSeq names its product high mobility group B protein 15. The record is from RefSeq and is a predicted model, not a curated record. The transcript has 7 exons. Bases 948 to 2198 code for a protein of 416 amino acids. Gene Ontology annotation, molecular function: DNA binding. Lineage: Eukaryota; Viridiplantae; Streptophyta; Magnoliopsida; Malpighiales; Salicaceae.
UCCUCUAAAGCCUCUUGUGCUUAUAUAAUAUUAAACUCUCUGCUAAUCUCUCUUAAUUCCACAUCUGGGUUUCUAUUCUUUAUCAUUAUAUUAAACAUAACACAUGAACCUUAAAGAGUACUAAAAUACAUUGUUAAUUCACAUUUUAUUAAAAGAUUUAUAUUAAAAAUCCAUUCUUUGUAUUAUUUAUACAUAUAUAUAUAUAUUUGUCCUCCAUUAAGGAAGAAAUCAAGAAAGUCUGGUUCUUGAAUCUUGAUUUUGAAGAUUCAAAGAUGGGUCUUUUAGACGAAGGUGGAUUCUGUUUCUCCUUGCUUUCUUGAUUCAUGGACAAGUACCCCCAGAACCUUUGCUCUGCAACACUAUUGUGUCAAAUGCAACAGAUAACAAAAAGAAACUAGAGGAUUUCAUUACAUGUAGUAACAUACCAAGAUAAGUAUUUGUGCGCGCGCGCGUGUGUUUGCAUGUGCAUUUACUUAGGCAACCCAUAUCUUUAAUGGCAGGCAAGGUAAGAGGCCUGUGAAACUGUUGUCCAUCUUAGAAAAAGCAAUGUCUUUUUUGGAUCUGCAUGUCUUUAUAAUCACUGGAUUUAAAGGGUUGUGUGUGUCACCUUAUCUUUUUGCUGUUACAUUCAUGGUAGUACUCUGGAAAAAUUCAUGGCCUUGACAGCUAUAAUGAUGUACCAUUCAUCACUUGUCUUGGGCUUUGUAUUUUCCCCUUGUCACUGGGAGUUAUUACAUCAACUGAGGUUGUUGUUGAUGAACAUCAAACAAGUUUCUUAUGUUUCAUUACUGCAUUACUAGCAUUGUAUUUUAAUUUCUACUCGACUGCUAUCUGCGUUCAGCAUAGCGAUUUUAUUUGCCUUUUAGGCUUGUUUAAUAAAUUCUACUCAACUUCUUCCCUACAGGGGAAGGACAAACUGAUGUGGGGUUACUGAAAAGGAGUUGGAAAUGGCAUCAACUUCUUGUGCUAAGCAGAGUCCACUGCCCAUGAGAGAACCAGUUAUGAGCUAUGUUCAAUAUCCAGCACCUGGGGCCACAUAUGAGGAUGUUAUAGUUAGCACUAAGCUUUUUAUGGAAACUUUGGAGAAGUUUCAUGCAGCCAUGGGAACCAAGUUCAUGAUCCCUAUUAUAGCGGGCAAGGAACUGAACUUGCAUCGGCUUUUUGUGGAGGUGACGUCUCGUGGUGGUAUUGAGAAGAUUAUUAGAGAGAAAAGAUGGAAAGAAGUGACUUCUGUUUUCAACUUUCCAUCUACGGCCACAAAUGCAUCUUUCGUGCUGCGCAAGUACUAUGGUUCCUUGCUUCAACACUAUGAACAGCUUUACUACUUUAAGGCUCGGAGUUGGAGCCCUGUCUCUCCUGUUCCUUUGCAGAGUCCAUUGAUAUCACAAUGUUCAGCUCACGUGACUGUGCAGCCGUCACCAGAAUACCAAGCUGCUGCAGUCAAGCAAAAAAACACAAACACUGCAGAGUUGCGUGGAGUUGUAGCAAUGCCAGGAUCAUCUGCAAGUCCUCCAGUGGUGGGGGUAAUUGAUGGGAAAUUUGAGGGUGGGUAUCUUGUUACUGUCACGGUAGGUUCAGAGAAGCUCAAAGGUGUUCUUUAUCAGGCACCACAGAACCAAUCAUGGCCAGUGCCGCAGCCUCAUGGUGUGUCUGCCAACAAUAGUUUUAAUACAAACCCUGUACCAUCCGCCAGGAAUAGUGGUAAUACACACCCAGUACCAGGUACACGACGCCGGCGCCGUAGAAAGAAAAGUGAGAUAAAAAGAAGGGACCCCGCUCAUCCAAAACCUAACAGAAGCGGCUACAAUUUCUUCUUUUCUGAGCAGCAUGCAAGACUCAAACCACUUUACCCAGGGAAGGAUAGAGAGAUCAGUAGGAUGAUUGGUGAGCUAUGGAACAAAAUAAAUGAUUCUCAGAAAGCGGUUUAUCAGGAAAAAGCUCUUAGAGAUAAAGAAAGAUACAAAAUAGAAAUGGAGGGUUAUCGAGAGAGAUUGAGAACGGGGAAAGUUAUUAUUGACGCAGUUCCACUGCAGCAGUGGAUACCAGGUAAAGAUUCUGAGAUGGUGGAAGCAAGUGUCAGAACUGAGGAAACUGGAGGGGGGUCUCUUCAGAAUGAUGGCAGUUCCAGUGAAAGUGAUUCUGAGGAUGAUGAUAGAACUGCAGAAAAAGAUUCGGACAUGGAAGCUUCUCCAGUAUAGGGAUUGGGUGCUGAUUCUGGCGACAUGGAUGUGGAGACUUCAGCUGAGGUGACAGGUUUUAAGUUAUCUAAGAGAGAUGAGGAUGUUGGAAAGUCUGGCAACUCAACCAAGGAAAAGUAGGAGAGUACUGUACUUGAGACUCGGAAAGGAAACGCACAUGGUGACAGACAUUGAAACUCUUAUGGUAAUUUUACCUUCUAGUUUUCUUAAUUGUCUAGAACUCUUUCCUUUUAUUUUUCGGAGGUAGUGUUAGUCAUGAUUUAGUGUGGAGCAGGAGUUUUAUAUCUAACUUCUGACAGAUUUGUGGUCAGGUGAAAUCUUGAAGCAUUUGUCCAACAUUACGCAUCAGUUUGUUUGGAAACGCGGUUGAAACUAUAUACCUUAAAUUUUAAA